This is a messenger RNA of Cyanistes caeruleus (blue tit), 359 nucleotides long. The record is from RefSeq and is a predicted model, not a curated record. Lineage: Eukaryota; Metazoa; Chordata; Aves; Passeriformes; Paridae.
GAGCGAUGGGGUAUGAUGUGGCUCGCUUCCAGGGGGACGUUGACGAGGACCUGAUCUGCCCCAUCUGCAGCGGGGUCCUGGAGGAGCCGGUGCAGGCCCCGCACUGCGAGCACGCCUUCUGCAAUGCCUGCAUCACGCAGUGGUUCUCGCAGCAGCAGACGUGCCCCGUGGACCGCAGCGUGGUGACGGUGGCCCACCUGCGCCCGGUGCCGCGGAUCAUGCGGAACAUGCUCUCCAAGCUGCAGAUCACCUGCGACAACGCCGUCUUCGGCUGCACGGCCGUCGUGCGCCUCGACAACCUCAUGGCACACCUCAACGACUGCGAGCACAACCCCAAGCGGCCGGUCACCUGCGAGCAG